Molecule: messenger RNA, 603 nt
Organism: Ostertagia ostertagi
Lineage: Eukaryota; Metazoa; Nematoda; Chromadorea; Rhabditida; Trichostrongylidae
Source: the annotation of a GenBank genome assembly
GUGGCUGUAGUGGUUACCGACGGACAUUCGCAGGACAAUCCAGCACCAGCGGCAGAUGCUCUACGAGCAGCCGGAGUCACCAUUCUAACGUUGGGCAUCGGAGAUCACAUCAAUCGUGACGAAAUUGUUCGAAUAAGUGGCAAAGACGAAUUGGCGUUCCAGAACCUUCACAAAAAUGUGUCGCUCGAACAUUUUGUAGCUGGCUUCAGAAAUCUCUCUCAAGGAGAACACUGCGAAUACGCUAGAGGUGUGGAAUGGAGCAGAAAUUAUAUGGACGACUCUUUCUUCGAAGGCUUCCACCAGGAACCUGGGUGCUCCUCUGUAGAAGACAACUCUAACAAAAACCAAGACGGCUCACGAUUCGAUGUUCGCACCAUCGCACCGCAUGGAAAGUGUGGCCUGAUAAAAACUUAUGAGGCAAAAUCUCGCGGAUUUGUGGUGUCGUCCCGAGCGGUACUACAGUUCGAUCGGCGAUUCGCAACCGCUAACGAUCAUUCGUUCGAGAUCCGAUGCUUCUAUCCGGACAAGACGAAGACGGCAAAAAAUCCCAAAAGAGCACAAGGAGUUACCACGUUGGUCACCGAGGCCGUUUUGAGCGGGUAG